AAAUGAUUCGUUCCAAAUAUAAAAAGCUUUGAAUGACAGGAUAGGAACAAUUGACAUAAUAAUAAAAUACACAAAUAAUUCCUGAUUUUCUAAGUUUUUAAAAGUGUACAAUAAAAAUAAAAUUACACUCAAGUCACACAAUGUCGUGUCCUGAAGGUGAUCUAGCAAUUCAAAAUGAAGUUGAUACUAAACAGGCUGGAGAAACUUGCCCUAUUAAAACCAAGAAAGUGUCUCCCGAGGACUCUUCUGAUGCUAUUGAAUUCAGCAGCAGCUCUUUUAAAAACCCCAAGACCUGGAAGAAAUCUUUUGCCAAUUUCUUUCGACACCAGAUCCGUACAUCGCGGUCACAUUCCAGCGAAGGUGAUGGACCAACUGUUAACAAAGAGAAGUACGAAAAUAAAGAAAUAAGUCCAGAACUUAAAUGGCAAUCAUUGGGAAAAGUGUUCCGUCGUCAAAGCCUUAUUGAACCUUGGAAUAAAGCGACUAAUCAGCAUGGCGGGGAAAGUUCUACUCAUAAUAAGCGUCUCGCCGUAAGAAAAGUGUUAUCUAGUUAUUUUGGAAAGUCUCAGUCCCCUAAUUCCGGGUUGGAUAAUAAGUAAAUGUUCCCGUUUCCAAAUAAAUUUUGCAUCAACAUUUGACCUACUUCGGUAAUCCCUGAUAACUUCAGUGCUACGAUUAGCAUAAUAGAAUACCAUCGCUUUAUUUUUAUUUGAAAUUGGCGCCUGAUACGCCAAGUGACAGUAGUGAAAAUUUUAUAUUAAUUCGAAACGUUAUUUCCACUUGAGUGAAAUUAAUUAAUUUUAAUUAAUAAAAUCAAAUCUGAGUUAAAA
This is a messenger RNA of Leguminivora glycinivorella, 830 nucleotides long. RefSeq lists its product as uncharacterized. The transcript has 2 exons. Bases 141 to 599 code for a protein of 152 amino acids. Lineage: Eukaryota; Metazoa; Arthropoda; Insecta; Lepidoptera; Tortricidae. The record is from RefSeq and is a predicted model, not a curated record.